Molecule: messenger RNA, 3908 nt
Organism: Amyelois transitella
Lineage: Eukaryota; Metazoa; Arthropoda; Insecta; Lepidoptera; Pyralidae
Gene: stx
Product: midnolin homolog
Exons: 5
Coding region: 168-2459 (763 amino acids)
Cellular component (GO): nucleus
Molecular function (GO): protein binding
Source: RefSeq, a predicted model, not a curated record
AUCGCGAAGGAGACUGGUCACACCGACGGCCACAUCAAAAUCCGGGGGUCUGGCGUGUGACCCUGUUAAUUCUAUUUAGCAAUAAAGUAGCUGUGUAAUAUAAGAUAAGACUUGUACCAUUGAAACCGUGAUAUAUAGCAAAUUCUAGUGUUAUUUAUGUGGAAAAUAUGGAACGUGCUACUGGAACAGAAGUGUACGGGUGUGGCUCGCCCCAAACUACAGACAUAACGCUGAAUAUACAAACGACAACUGGUGGUAACUUUUCAAUCAGUUUGAACGGUAAAAAUACAGUGGAGCACCUCAAGAAAGUGGUUUCAAAGAAGCUGAAAGUGUCUAAAGAUCGAAUAUGCCUUCUGCAUCGCGAAAGACAACUAAGGGAUGGCACUCUGGAAGAGAAUGGUCUGCUAGACGGGUCACGCGUCAUCCUGCUGCCAAGCGUGGAGACAGGCCUCCUGAGUCAAAGACCUGAAAAUUCUGUGAUGCAGGCGCUAGAAUCCCUAAAUGACACACAGGUUAAUGAUUUCCUGAGUGGGAAAUCACCCUUAAAUUUAACAAUGAGGUUAGGUGACCACAUGAUGUUGAUCCAGCUGAGAUUAUCAACACUUGAUUCUAUAGCUUCAAGCACCUCUCGGUCCAUUCGCACAUCUACACCCACAAAGAGCGCCACUCCAGCAACUCGCACCAAAAGUGAUACCAGGGAAUCUCCCAGCCCUCAGAAUACCCCACAAAAACCAGUAGACAAUGAUGAAAUGUUUGAGGAAACUGAGAAUACAAAGCCAGAACCACAGACACAUGUUCUGCAAAAACAGGACUUGGAAAUUUUGCAGAAUGCUUUUGAGUUUUACAAAUCAAUGGCAGAAGAGAAAUAUGCUGAAAAACCUGAAAGUAGUCCAGAAAAAGAUGAGUCCAUGGACACAACAAACUGUACACUUUCAGAUCUGUCUGAUACAUCAUUAGAAAAUGAACAAUCUCCAAUUAAAUCAUUAUCUAAUUUGGUGUCUAGUCCUAUAGAUGUAUCUACCUCCGAAGGCAGGGAUGCUGCCCUUGUGAACAGUGUAAAAAGUAAUUUGAUAGAUUUGUUAUCACAGAAUAAGUUAGGUAAUGAAGGGAUCCCUUCCACAAGUGCCAUUUGUGACAAAGCCUGUUCUACGUCCUCCAGCACCCCUGAUAGCUCAUUUAGUGAUGAUAGUGAUAAUUUCACUGAUCAAAGUUCAUUCCUAGCCGAGAGCACUAUAGAUGAAUACCCUAUGGAGAAUCUCUUUAACAGUGCUGUGGAUAAAGGUUUGUUUGAAGAACAUGAUGAAUCUAUGAUGGACCGAGAGAUCUCAAACCUGGCUACAACCAGUCACGGGACACAGGAAACCACUGGAGCAUUACCAUCUUUCCAGAGUAUAAAUGAACCACUAAAGAAUAAGCGCUUUCAAUAUUUACUCCACAAGACUUCUAAAUUCAAGCACCCUAUUGGACAAAACAAGCAGAAAGCAUUCAUGCAGUCUGUGGUUAACAAACACAAGAAAAGGAUGCAGAAUAGACAGGAUAGCAAUUUGGUUCAGCCUUCUACAUCGAGGACGGAGCCUUAUAUUACUAAUUCAAGGAAACUCAUCCUUCAGCCAAGCAAUGGGCAGGUGGAAGAUAAUGCCACUCCUUCAACUUCAAAACAGAUUCCAUUCCGAGCACCUGAUGCUCCGAAAAAACCACAAAGGGCGUCACCCACGCCACCUGUAGAUACUAAAGCUCUCAUAGAAGCAUCAAAGAACUUAACCCAGAAGCUAAAGAAGCUGUCAAAGGAGGUAUUGACGAAUAAGAUUGAUCUCAGAGCUGCAGAGGAGACGGUGCGCACUAAAAUUGGCCCUGGAGCUGUGAUAGAGUCCAUGAAACAUCAUGGCAAAGGAAUAUAUUCAGGGACCUUUUCUGGCACACUGAAUCCUGCACUUCAAGACAGAUAUGGCCGACCAAAGAGGGAUAUAUCCACAAUCAUUCACAUACUGAAUGAUUUAUUGUGUGCAGCGCCGCCUCUUGCAUUGGCACAGAAGGACACCAAGCGCUCAUGCUCAUCUAACACAGAAUCAGAAUCGAACAAAUGCUUAGGCUGCAGCCAGCCCUCCUGCUCGUACGGCCAGUGCGACGGCCACCCGCCGUCCACGUCCGCCGCGCAGCCCUGCGCCUGCGACCAGCGGGACUGCCGCUGCGGCCGGCUGCACCGCAACGUGUGCCCGUCCUGCUCGGCCAAGUCCGUGUCUGGCGAAUUGUGCAAGAAGUGUAACACGGCCAAAAUAUUAGCCUUGGAAAACUCCAAGACCAAGUGCAAAUUGGAACAACUUAGGCUUGUCAUGCAGCAAAAGAAACAGCGACGCGAGGCGCGGAAAUUGAAGACCAUGCCUUACAAUUUGCCAACUAAGAACUUGGCCGCGGCCGACAAACCCGCCCCCAUCCCAGAGGAGAUAGAAACGGUUGCUUAACACGCAAUAUUAACGUAAUACCCUAGACUAACGGUGCGUCGUCUUGCUGCUUUGUAUGGAAAUUAAAAAUUUUCAGUGUUUGCGAGGCGAGCUGACGGCAUGGCGCGCAUUAAUUUGCAUCGAGAUGUCUCCUGUCGUAGGCGUUGUAUUGUUAGACUAAAGCCCUCCGAAAUAGUUUUAUACCUAAACCGAGUGAACAUAUUAUUGUGACUGUAAAAAGUGAUAGAUUGUGUUUAGGUGUGAUAUAUCUUAAAGGAGGCCUGUAUAGAAUUGUAACCUGUCUGCAUUUGGAAACCUUCAUGUGUAUCCGAGUACUACACCAUGUAUUGCUUAUACGAAAAGCAUUUGCAAUGGUGAUUUCAAAUGUACUUUCAGCUUUCAGAAUAUGCUUCAUGCGAAUAUAUUCAAAUGCUUAUUGUUGCUGCAACUCUGAAAAGAAUGGGUACUUUCUCUCACAUUUAUCAAUGAAUAUGAAUUUAUUUUGUAACUGUGAAGUAUUACGUAGCCUAUUGUUUUUGUAUAGGGUACCCAUGGAGGUAGACUUGGGUACGCAUGUAUGCCUCAGGUUUACAUAUGGAUCAGCCAACGACAUUCUAAAUUACCAUUCUGACUAAGUUCGGAUCAUAGAAGUAAUCGUAGCGGUAAUAUUUUAAGUGCUAUUAUACGCAUGUACAAAUGAUAAAGAUUGAUAAUUAGCAAAUCACUAUAGCGUUGUAGUUAAGUAAGUCCUGCGAUAGUUGCCUGGUGCGGCUUGAAAUUGGUUUUUGUUGUUAUUUUUUAGAUUAUAUUUUAUUAUAUUAUUGGUUCAGUCACCUUUUUUAAAUACUUUGCAUAUACUUAGUUUAAUAUUUUUGACAAUCGAUAAACGUUUCGAAAUUUUAGCCCAUUGUAUUGAUAUUACUCAUUUUGCUUUUUAAUUGUUUUAACAGAUUAUUCUGGAACUCAAUAUAAUGAGUCAAAUUAUAUUAUCUUGUGGAGCUGUAUGAGCAACUUUUAUCAAAGAAAAAACAGAUCAAUUGCGGGUUGGGCUCACUCAUACUGGGUUCCGUACUAUUGCUAUUUAAUUUAUUUCUGCAUAUUCACAGAUAUAUAGAAUUAUUAUCAUGAUAAUCUGUCUGUUACUAUGACGACGCAGUAUCGCGCAUUUCUUGUCCUCUCAAACACAUAGUUAACUAAUAUUAUCUGUGGUACGAUAUACUAAAAACCGAACUAAUAAUAUAGCACACUAAAGUUGUUCAUAUCAAAUUGCUCUUAUGCCUCGAAAAUACAUACCGAUAAAAAUUGUAAACAACUUUUAGUUUUUAAUUUACCAAUGGAAAUUUCACAAUGUUCCAGUUACAUUAUAUCCCAAACUAUUAGGUAGAUUGGCACUGUUGUUUAAAUUCUUUUCGUUAUUUUUAUUUUUCUUCUCAAAUUUGUUGUUAAAUUAAUAAAUGUUUUCAUUGCACA